Messenger RNA from Anopheles bellator, 1248 nucleotides. RefSeq names its product peroxisomal membrane protein PEX16 (gene Pex16). The record is from RefSeq and is a predicted model, not a curated record. Gene Ontology annotation, biological process: peroxisome organization. Lineage: Eukaryota; Metazoa; Arthropoda; Insecta; Diptera; Culicidae. Gene Ontology annotation, cellular component: peroxisomal membrane. The coding region runs from base 106 to 1149 and encodes 347 amino acids. The transcript is spliced from 3 exons.
UUUUGAUUCCAGUAAUACGCAGUGUGUGAUGUGUUGAAUUUUUGCAUAAAACCCUGUAUCACCUUUGAUCCUGCGACUUCGGCCACGGUGCCAACGAUACAAAACAUGUCUUCGUCUCUCAUGGAACUGCAAAAUCUGUACGAACGCUACGUAAAAUGGGUCUCGGGCAAUCCAGGUAGCCUGGGCGAUGUAGAGCUCACCGUAAAGUGGCUUUCGUAUUUCAUUGCCGGGAAAAUAAACAAUUCUUCCGCCGUUUCGGAGCUGGUCUACUCGCUAUCCAAUUUACUAGUGUUCGCCAAUGACCGCAUCAUCGAGAGGGCACACAGGAAAGUGGCCGACGAUGACACGCAACCCCUCGAGCGCCGCCUCAAGGUUUUGCUCACGACGCUCGAAUACUGCGAGGUGUUUAUCGAGCUAUCGGCACACAAAGUGUGGGGCACGCGAGGCCGCUGGUUUUUCAUAGUCAUCAUCCAAGUGAUAAAGUGCAUAGGACGACUAGUUUUAACGCUCUACUGUUCCAACACAAAUAUUGUUCAAAAUCCGCCCAUUCCGGUGCUAAAUCGAAAGACAGUGCAGCGUGUCAACGGAACGACCGACAAUGCAUCGUUCCGGGACAAUCCAGAUGCGGAUGGCUCAAGCAUAGUUCUGAAGCGAUCGGGACGCGUGAUGCGAAAGGUUAACUGUUCUCCAUCGCUUAUGUCGCGCAGUUGGAAACCUCCGUCGAAUGCGGCGGAUCGUACUCCUGCUAGCUCCAACUCUUUGCAAUACGGCGGCAAACUGUUCGAAACAGCUGAGUUGGUGUACAUUUUCAAACCGCUCAUUCACCUCGGUUGCAUGGGACGGUUUGGAUCGAAGAGCUGGGCCGCCUACCUGGCAGCGUUAGCCCUGGACGGCGCUAGCCUGCGAACGUACUACAACAACCGGCAGGCGCUCUCGAAGGAACAGCGGGUUGAGCUGUCGCGACGGUGUGUCUCGCUACUACUGUACCUUCUUCGGUCCCCGUUCUAUGAACGGUUCACACAGAAUAAAAUCACAAACGUGUUGAAUGGCAUCGGGAAUAAUGUGCCACUAAUGGGCACCAUUUCUCAGAUGAUUCUCACUUACAUUCCCCACUGGCAGGAGACCUACUUCUACAUGUGGUCCACGUAGGGGCACAGCCAAACGUCUCGCCCAUUUAACUGUACGGACGGUUGUGCGCAGUGUAUGAUUGCUUGCUUUUGGUACGCAGCGAAAGGUCUAUUUUGUAAC